CAAGUAUAUAUUAUAGUUACAGAGAUAUUUUACCUAACCCUAAAAAGUCCAAGUAUAUUGUCAGCACACGAUACGUCAAAACAAACUUGAUCAAGAUGAGCAUUUUUACAAAAAGAUUUAUGGAAAAAUGGCAGUGGGAAAUUUGUAAGAUGUUCUUAUACAUGUCGUUUCCUGUUGCUUGCUUCCAUUAUUUCAAUUCUCCACAAAUUUUUGAAGAAUCUGUGACAAAACUAAAAUUGGAAUCAUGCCCACCAAUGCCUGUCGAAAAGCAAGAAAAAAUAAAAUCUUUGUUUGAAAAAUUUAAUAGUGAACGUGAAUUGAAGCACCUCGAGGAUUUAGAAAAAAAACGCAAAGGCAGUGUUUAAAAGUACUGAGUUAUAGGUUUCAUUUAUUACAAACUAGAAGAUUUUGUUUGAGUAGAAAAAAACUUGUACAUAAUAUUAUUUAUUCAACAUGCUUCUGGAAUAAAUUUUGUUUCUAUUUUAAAUGUGAUA
Trichogramma pretiosum is the source of this 494-nucleotide messenger RNA. RefSeq lists its product as uncharacterized. Lineage: Eukaryota; Metazoa; Arthropoda; Insecta; Hymenoptera; Trichogrammatidae. Bases 96 to 365 code for a protein of 89 amino acids. Gene Ontology annotation, cellular component: mitochondrion; mitochondrial inner membrane. Gene Ontology annotation, biological process: mitochondrial respiratory chain complex IV assembly. The transcript has 2 exons. The record is from RefSeq and is a predicted model, not a curated record.